Messenger RNA from Cyprinodon tularosa, 3169 nucleotides. Its product is annotated as protein EFR3 homolog B-like. Gene Ontology annotation, cellular component: plasma membrane. Gene Ontology annotation, biological process: protein localization to plasma membrane. The transcript is spliced from 23 exons. The record is from RefSeq and is a predicted model, not a curated record. NCBI's taxonomy places the organism in Eukaryota, Metazoa, Chordata, Actinopteri, Cyprinodontiformes, Cyprinodontidae. The coding region runs from base 146 to 2983 and encodes 945 amino acids.
UGCAGAGGCUCCUGUUAGCCAGCAGAGGGCCCUCCUGCACCGCAGCAUCAGGACCCAGAGGAGGAGGAGGAGGAGGAGGAGGAGGAGCGGCUCCUCUUCAUCCAACUUUAAUGUGAUGCUCUGCCAGUAAGCAGCGUCCAGAUGGAUGCAGUCGGAGGCGGAGCUGAAAGCAGAGCGGCGUAUCGAUUAUCGAUCAGAGCUGCAGGGCAGCAGAUGUUACAUAAGCAGCUGUUGGAGGGAAGCAGCGGCAGCAGGAGGAGGAGAGGAGCAGGAGGAGAGGAGCAGCGCUGCAGAGCAGCAGGAGUUCUCCUCAGAGAUGGCGGGGACGCUUCCGAGCUUUCCCAGCCUGCCUCGGGGGGUGACGGUCCCGGCUCUGCUCGGCUCCCUGCCCCGAGCCGUCAACCCUCCCAGUCUGCCCCGGGGCCUCACCAUGCCCAGUCUGCCCACUCUGCCCAGCUUCCCCAGCAUUCCCAGAGGGAUCACCAUCCCCAGCCUGCCCAGGGGCGUGACGCUGCCCAGGAUGGUCUCCAUGCCCACCGUACCGGAGGCCCCCCGCCGGCUGCUGCAGGACUGCUGCUCCGUGUUUGAUCACCAGACGUCUGGAGGUGUGUGUGGCUGCUGCUGGGCGCUGCGUCCUCGCUACAAACGGCUGGUCGACAACAUUUUCCCAGAGGACCCCGAGGAUGGUCUAGUCAAAGCCAACAUGGAGAAGCUGACCUUCUUCGCUCUGUCAGCUCCAGAGAAGCUGGACAGGAUCGCCGCCUACCUGUCUGAGCGUCUAACCAGAGAGCUGAACCGCCACCGUUAUGGGUACGUCUGCAUCGCUCUGGAGGCCAUGGAGCAGCUGCUGCUGGCCUGCCACUGCCAAAGCAUCAACCUGCUGGUGGAGAGUUUCCUCAGCACCCUGCGGCUGCUGCUGGAGGCCGACAAGCCGCACCUGCACAUCCUGGCCACCAACUCUUUUGUGAAGUUUGCGAACAUCGAGGAGGACACGCCUUCAUACCAUCGCAGCUACGACUUCUUCGUGUCGCGGUUCAGUGAAAUGUGUCACUCUGACCACGAAGACCCCGACAUGAAGAUCAAGAUCCGCGUGUCGGGGAUCCGCGGCCUUCAGGGGGUCGUCAGGAAGACGGUGGACGACGAGCUGCAGGUAAACAUCUGGGAGCCUCAUCACAUGGAGCAGAUGGUCCCUGCUUUACUGGUCAACCUGGAGACCUCCAGCAGCAGCAGCGGUUCUCCUGCAGAGCAGACUGAGGUGUGUUUCAGAGAGCUGCUGGGUCGAGCUGCUUACGGUCACAUCAACAACGCCAUCAAACCUGUGCUCAUGCACCUGGACAGACACAGCCUGUGGGAAGGACGAGGAUUCGCUGUCCGCUGCUUUCAGAUCAUCAUGUUCUCCAUUCAGUCCCAGCACUCCCAUCUGGUCAUCCAGCAGCUGCUGGGUCACCUGGAUGCCAACAGCAGGAGUCCAGCUUCAGUGAGAGCCGGGAUCGUGGAGGUCCUGUCUGAGGCUGCGGCCAUAGAGGUCACGGGAUCAGUAGGUCCCACCGUGUUGGAGGUGUUCAACACUUUACUGCGACAACUCAGGCAGAGCGUCGACUACCAGCUGACGGGUUACUAUGACAACGCCGGCAAACACAAAACCACGUCGGUUCACGAGAAAACCCUGCAGGACGCCGUCAUCAGAACCAUCGGAUCCUUUGCCAACACACUUCCUGUCUACCAGAGGUCAGAGGUCAUGCUGUUCAUCAUGGGUAGAAUUCCUGUUCCUGGCAUCUAUCCCGCCCUGGGCUCGCCGAACGCAGGGUUUGAAGGCAGCAGGAUGAUCCAGGUGAUGCUGCUGAAGUCUCUGCUGCAGGUUUCAGAACGUUACGAGAGCAGCAACCUGCUGACAGCGCUGCCCUCCUCCUUCCUGGAGCCUCUGCUGUCCUUCACCCUGAUGGAGGAUCCAGAGAUCCGCCUCCUGGUUCUGUCCAUCCUCACGUCCCUCAUCGAUCGUCACCAGAACGCUGCCAGGAUCCCCACAGUCAGUGUAACGUUUGAUGCAUCAGUGUUGAAGCAGAAGGAGGACAGAUGCUCCAGACAGGACAACCUGUUCAUUAGGAAGCACGCUCAGCGUCUCUACAGACACAUCUAUCUGGCCUGUAAGGAGGAGAACAAUGGAUCCAACCACUACAAGGCGCUCUUCAGCCUAAUGGCUGUUCUCAGCGUGGAGCUGCUCAACGAGGAGGUGCUGGUGGACCUGAUCCGACUGACGCUGGCCUUGCAGGAACUUGGAGCGUCCAAUCAGGAGAAUCUCUCCUUUUACAACCGCUGCAGUCUUCAUGCCGUCUGCGCCGCCUUCUUCCAUCUUCUGUCGCAGCUGGGCCCACCUCCUCCCCUUCAUCAGCACGUCACUCAGGUCAUAGAAAGUCGUUGGAAGGAGGCGCCACACCUGCUGCCUGAAAGCCUCUGGUGUGACCAACCCAGGCUUCCAAAGGGUGAUCUGAAGGUGGACAAGGCUUCUCUGUUCGUCCAGUCAAAGAUCUGCGAGGCGCUAACAGGAAGCAGCUAUAGUGCGCAGUGUGAACGCAUCAACACACCUUAUACGCCUCAACUGAUGGAUGAAGACCGUCUGUCCAGGAAGAUCAGCAUUGCAGACACCAUCUCUCUCCAGAUAGCCAUCGACCAUGAGUCCAGUUCUGAAGCUCAGAAACCUCAGACGGAGCAGAUCACCUUUGAGACUCUGAAGAACACCAUCGAUGAUCAGGGACUGGUGGAGGAGGAGGAUAGGAGGAGGAGGAUGCAGGUGGUGGAGAGGUUUCAGACGGCUCCUUUUGAAGAAAUAGCAGCUCUAUGUGGAUCCAGGACCUCACUGCUUCAGUCCAAACUAGAUCAGGUUUUUGACCUGAUUGUUCGUCCUCCUCCGUCUCCAUCCGGGCAAACGUCCCGUCGAUCAACGCCCAUCUAUGAGAUGAAGUUUCCUGACCUCUGUGUUUAUUAGGACGACCUGGAGAACGACGGAGGGAGAGAGAGGACUCCAGUGAUGCUCUAUGUUUAGAUUUAGUUUAAGGUUGAUCUCAGUUUUUCAUUUUAUGUUUGAUGCAAAGGAAAACAUCAGCGUUCCAUUUAUUUAUAAUCUGAGUUGUUCUGAUUUUCCUUCUUAGUAAAAUGACACCAAUUUGAUCUC